GACUGCAAUCUGCUAGCCGUCGGAGACAGUCGCCAUAUUUGUUGUUGUCGUUGAUGGGGGAGGUCGUGAGACGGUUAUAUAUUUGUUUUAUAUUGAACUCUUGAGUGAAACCCCCAGGUGUAUGUGUUUGUGCGGUCUUAGAACAGCUCGACUGGGAUGAUGUCGAGCUGAAGAAGGCUUCCAGCCUACAGUGAGUGUCUUGGUGUCAGGGGGCAGCUCUUUGUUUGAAACUGGCGGCGGCUGGAAACUUGGCUGGAGGCGGUGGCGGCGAUGUCCCGGCCGCGAUGCUUGAUUGGGCUGACAGGGAGGGCGACAGGUUCAGUUUCGAGGACUCGGACCGUUUCGAGGAGGACUCUCUGUGCAGCUGGAGCUCGGAGCCAGAGAGCCUCUGCAACAACUGGAGAGGAUGGAAGAAACCCUCCGCUGCCUCGACCACCUUCUUCGGGGCUAACAAAAAAUCCGCUGACGAUCUUCAGUCGGUGCCGUCGCUGACGGAGUUGGCAGCGAAGUGCGUGGCCUCCCACAUCCCCUUCGAGCUGGUGGAGCACGUGUACCCCCCAGUACCGGAACAGCUUCAGCUGAGGAUCGCCUUCUGGAGCUUCCCCGACAAUGAGGAGGACAUCAGGCUGUACUCCUGCCUGGCCAACGGGUCGGCCGACGAGUUCUCCAGGGGCGAGAACCUGCACCGGAACCACAUGGUGAAGGAUCCGCUCCAGAUAGGUUUCCACCUGUCGGCGAGCGUCCAGCAAACGCCGCGCGGCACCCAUAACGUUGCCGUGACCUUCGACCGACGCCGCAUCUCUUCGUGCAAUUGCACCUGCACCUCCACCGCCUACUGGUGCUCGCACGUCGUCGCCGUUUGCCUCACUCGCAUCCACUGGCCUCACCUAGUGACUCUUCGAGCUCCAGUUUCCGAAUCGCUGUCCCGUCUGCAGCGCGACCAGCUCCAGAAGUUUGCCCAGUACCUUAUCAGCGAAUUACCUCAACAAAUCCUACCGACUGCUCAAAGACUAUUGGAUGAAUUAUUGGGAUCUCAGCCUUCGGCAAUCAAUUCAGUGUGCGGCGCUCCCGAUCCGACUGCGGGUGCCUCGGCCAAUGACCAGACUUCCUGGUACCUCGACGAGAAGACCCUCCAUGACAACAUCAAGAAGAUUCUGAUCAAGUUCUGCGUUCCAGCACCCAUCGUUUUCAGCGAUGUAAACUACUUGAGCACCGUGGCCCCUCCGGCUGCUGCAGAGUGGACGUCGCUGCUGCGACCCCUCCGCGGCCGGGAACCGGAGGGCAUGUGGAACCUGCUCAGCAUCGUCAGGGAGAUGUUCAAACGCAACGACAGGAAUGCCAUCCCCCUCCUGGAGAUUAUCACUGAGGAGUGCUUGGCGUGCGAGCAGAUCCUGAUCUGGUGGUUCAAUACCAAGGUGGCCCUGCUUAGCGGCAACUCCGGCUACGGAGGCAGCGGCGGCGGAAAGCACAACAACGUGAACAGCAACACUCACGCCUCGCAGCACGCCUGCUCGUCUCUGUGCGAUGAGGUCGUCGUGUUGUGGAGGCUGGCCGCUCUGAAUCCCGGCCUGGCGCCUAGCGAGAGGGAUAUGCUGCACAACCAGUUCACGACAUGGCACAUGAAAAUCCUCGAGAAGGUAAGCAAAUGCCGCAACACGACCUCGAGCUCCCAGUCCAACUACAACAAGAACUCCAGCUCUCUAAAGAUGGACCUGGAGGUGUUCACCGGGUUCAAACCGGCCAUCGAAGCCUGCUACCUCGAUUGGGACGACUAUCCCAUGCCCGGUAUAACCUACACCCAGGACAUCAAUCCCAUGUACCACUGUCCCUUCACCUGUUUCCGCCACGGUGCCGACAGUAGCCGAGGGGAGAGCCAGGUCACCCAGGUUAAUUCUAGUAAGGCGGUCUUGAACUGCGAACAUCCCCACCAGCACGCCUCGCAUUCCCACCACCACCACCACCAUCACCACCACCACCACACCCAUUCCAGGGUGACGAGGUUCGAUUACGUUAACGUUAUGAGUUUGAAUCCCGUGGAGUAUCCGCCGCAUCCCCAUCCGCAAGUUAACGACAGGGAUGGGAAUCGGUCGAGCGUUAGCAGCGAAGGUUUCUGUGAGGUCGACGACGACAUAAACCUACUGAGGGAAAACAGAUACAACGAUUCCGACUCUCAAGAGGGAGGCGGCAGCGACUCGUCUAGCAAUAGCAGCGCGGACAGCAACACCCCCUCGACGGCCCAACAUUCCAACAACACCAGCGACAACGAUAUCAACAAGCAGAACUACAAGCCGUUGCAGCCCGUGUCGGUGCCUGUCAUCUCGAACACUUGGGUACGCGGGGCGCAGGUGGAGCAGCUGCCCGGUUCGAGGAGGCCGUCGAAGGACGAAUCUACGUCGUCUUCGAAUUCGGAGUCGCCCCAGUCGGGAGACGAGUACAACGUCUACUUCUACAACAGCAAGGACAUUGACGCCAUGAACACUAGUGCUCAAAGUAGUGGUAGUUUGAAAGUGAACGAACCCGAGGAUAAAUCAACUAUGUUUUCUAGUUUGAGAAAGUGCGACGAUCCGUGGGACGUGUUGUUCUCUAGGGCGGAGGGCUUGCACGCCCACGGGCACAGCCGGGAGGCUUGCAUUUUAGGUGUGAAACUAGCGGAGGAACUUUUGAUGAAUCCCCCCGAUUUGAUGAUCGAGAUUCCGCCCAUACCCCGAAAGAAAGGUAAGAAGCAGCAGGUGAAUCCUGCGACCCACCAGCUGAGCUGCCUGGCGUCGGCGACCCUCUCAAAAUGUGCCUUCUUGUGCUCCGUCUUGUCGGAGAACUGCGAGCAUUUCCACCUUGCUUUCCGUGUGGGCAUGUUCGGGCUGGAGAUGGCCAGGCCCCCGGCCAGCACCAAACCCUUAGAAGUGAAACUGGCCAAUCAAGAAGCCGACCUGGUGAACCUCCUGAAACGGAUCCCGUUGGGUCACAGAGAGUUACAGAUCCUGCGCGAGAGGGCCGAGCUGCUAAAGGAGGGUACUCUAAAGUCCCGAGGCGAAGCCAUGCUCCCCAUAAUGCUGGCCAGUUUUAUAUUUGACGCCCUGGUGAUCCCCAGCGUAAUCGGUCGCGACAGGGUGAAAAUAAUGAACAUGCGGCUGCCUUCAGACGAGCCCUUAGGGUUUGAAGCGGCGGUCGCGGCCUUGGGAUUGAAAGCGAACGUUUCGGAAGCCGACCACCCUUUACUUUGCGAGGGUACACGAAGACAGAGGGGGGACUUGGCGAUAGCCCUCUUAACCUUCUAUAAAGACGACUGCUGGAAGAUAGCCAGGAUUAUGGAUAGGCUGUUGGACAGGGAGGUGCACCAGUUGAUAAAGACGCCAAUUAUGAGUUCUUAUUAUUCCAGUAACCCACCUAUUAAAAGCCAGUUCAGUAAUUUAAAGAGAGAAGACUGUGAUAAAGUUAUAACGCCCCUCAGCCCUUUUCUGCCGCCCACGGAGAUGGUACCCACCGAUUUGACAGGUUGCUGCAGCAGGCCCCACAGCUCAACUAGCGCGGAGAUAGAUCAAGGUAUGAGCAACUUGUCGAUAAACGGCCAACCCGCUCAAAUCGCGACGCAAGGAGCGGUCACUAGGACAAAGGAAGGCCGAUACAAAGGGAAACGGGCAUAUCCGUCAAUACCGAAUCAGCCGUCGGAGGCGGGGGCGCAUUUCAUGUUCGAAUUGGCUAAGACGGUGUUGAACAAGGCCGGCGGCACCAGCAGCACCUCACUUUUUACUCAACCUUCGACGAGUCAGAACCAUCACGGACCUCACCGGGCGCUGCACAUGUGUGCAUUUCAACUCGGACUUUAUGCGUUAGGCUUGCACAAUUGUGUCAGUCCUAAUUGGCUGAGUAGGACGUAUUCGUCGCACGUUUCGUGGAUAACAGGGCAGGCGAUGGAAAUCGGCGCGGCAGCCAUCUCAUUCCUGAUAGACACCUGGGAGGGUCACUUGACCCCGCCAGAGGCUGCCAGCAUCGCUGACAGAGCUUCGAGGGGUUGUGAUCUCAAUAUGGUGCGUGCCGCUGCCGAAUUGGCGUUAUCAUGUCUACCUCACUCACACGCGCUAAAUCCAAACGAAAUUCAGCGGGCGAUCCUCCAGUGUAAAGAGCAGAGCGACGACAUGUUGGAGCAUGCCUGUCUCACCGUGGAGAACGCGGCGAAAGGCGGUGGGGUAUACCCCGAGGUUCUCUUCCAAGUGGCCAAAUAUUGGUACGAACUGUAUAUCGGGCAUACUCCCGGUGGAGAGCAGUUGAUAGAUAAUGAGAUGCCGCACGAUCCUCUCAUGGAUGGCCAUGGUGCUUUGGUGGCUCUGAUAGAGGCUCCCGUUCCGCCUGAAGGGCCGCCGCCUCCUGCACCGGUUGUUGUUACAACAGCCCCGCCUUAUACGCACGCCGCCCCACCGGUGGGCAUGUACGUGAGUCACUACAACUUCGUUCCGCAUCCACACCACCCUCAGAUGGGCUACGGGGGCCCUCUACACCCCCUCCAUCAAGCCCCACCCCCAGCACACGUGCAGAUGUACCAGUUUCCUUAUCCCCCUCCCCCACCUCAAGCCGCCGCCCCACCAUUCAAUCCCGUUCCCACUUCCUAUUCCAAUAUACCGCCACCGCAACAGGCGGCGUUUACCAACGCCCCGUCUCAAUAUCCGCAACCACCUCCCGCUGCGUUUACGACUCCGCAACAACCACCUCCACCUCCGGGACAGCUCCAGUACUACGGGCCGGCCGUCACCAUAGCUCAGCCGGUGCAAGGCUUGAGGCCUGCGCCGCACAUGUACCCACCUCCACCACCUGGUAUGGCUCCACAUCCGCAGCAAGCAGUGGCGAGGCCCCACAGGCCUCACCAGUUCAACCAGGCCCAGUUGAGGUACUUACUGACGGCUUAUAGAGUAGGCAUGUUGGCUCUAGAAACUCUAGCAAGAAGAGUGCAUGAUGAUAGGCCACAGGCUAAAUACGCGAGAAAUCCGCCCUAUGGGGAAGAUGUCAAGUGGCUGCUUAGGAUAUCGAAACAUUUAGGAACACAGUACCUGCACCAUUUCUGCGUCUGCGCUGUGAACUCCAUAGUGAGUCCGUUCGUGCUGCAUGAUGUGGCCAUAGAGGCCGCCCAGUACCUUUCGAGGAACAACCCGAGUCUCGUGAUGCAACACCUGCGCACCGCCCUCACGCCCCUCGUUCAGAAGUGCCAGCAGAUGUACAUACAAUGCAUGCACCAGAAGCUGUAUCACCUGACGUCGGCCGACUACGAGGACUUUGUCAGUAUAGUUUGUGCGGCGAGGGCCGCCUUCCAGAUCACCCCCGACGGCACGACGCAGUUCAAGGAGUGGUUGCAGUCGAUCAGGAGGUCGAAGUCGUGCAAGAAAGACCUUUGGACCCAGAUAAACACGGCCUUGCAGGCGAACAGCAAAUGACAAAGGCCUGACCUAGGUGCCCAAGGUAGUUAUAGUUAUCAUAGGAACCCGUCUGACGCGGUGGAAGAAGUGGAUAUGCAACCGUCGACCCCUCCGUUGCUGCACCUCUGCAGCUACUCGCCGGAGCUGGCUGUGGGCCACCAGAUAUACAUAGCACGUACCCACCCCCUCCUGCCGCACGACGUCGUCAUCAACGAACAACAGCAACAGCCGCCUGGCAGCGUGGCAUGGGUGCCGUUGCCGAAUAACUCUCCUCCGCCCACCAGUUGAUUCGAAUAGGCCGAAUCAACUUUUUAAAGCAAUAGACGGCAUCGGUAAAAUCGCGUGGAAGGUUCUUUUAAUGCUUGUCCAAAAUUAACGUAUUUUCUACUUCGCUCCAGUUUCGUGCCUCUGUCAGAACGGGAAGGGAGUAUUAAUGGAGCCUUUGGACGUUUCAGCACGUCGGUCGAGAGGAUCGUUUUAUUGUCAUCGUUUUUAAUUGACUUAAUGUUUUGUUGUCGGUUAUUUUUUUACAUAACUCUGCAAAGUGCUCAAAGUAAUGAGAUGGAACUUUUAAUGAUGUGAUUUUUUUUUUCAAUCGUUCUCAAAACCAUAUCAGAAAAUACGACACAGGUUUUAUAUACGAAGAAAUACCUUAUCAUUUGAUGGUAAUAAAUUAAAGUGUUUUGCCGCA
Molecule: messenger RNA, 6093 nt
Organism: Anoplophora glabripennis (Asian longhorned beetle)
Lineage: Eukaryota; Metazoa; Arthropoda; Insecta; Coleoptera; Cerambycidae
Gene: Dora
Product: zinc finger SWIM domain-containing protein 8
Exons: 14
Coding region: 285-5420 (1711 amino acids)
Cellular component (GO): Cul2-RING ubiquitin ligase complex
Molecular function (GO): zinc ion binding
Source: RefSeq, a predicted model, not a curated record